Messenger RNA from Zingiber officinale, 893 nucleotides. RefSeq names its product glycine-rich domain-containing protein 2-like. Lineage: Eukaryota; Viridiplantae; Streptophyta; Magnoliopsida; Zingiberales; Zingiberaceae. The record is from RefSeq and is a predicted model, not a curated record. Bases 120 to 893 code for a protein of 257 amino acids. The transcript has 4 exons.
ACAUUGAUUAUUGGCGUGACCUGUUCCUUCUUCAUUAACCCACUUCUAUGCUUUCCUUCCUACUCUUCCGAAUGUAAUGAAUACAGACCUGACCAGAAGAGGUCCCGUUUCAUCACCGAAUGUCGAGCAACAACUCUGCUCGAGUCACCUCCGCCGACUCCUUCGUCGCUAGUAGCCGCCGCCGUCGCCCCUGCCACAGCGGCACCAGCAGCAGCCGCGACUUGGUCACGGCUCGCCGCCUCUCCCUUGACCUGGUCACUGCCUCCCGCCGCCACCUCUCCUUGCUCCGCUCCUUCGCCGCCUCUCCCGUCCUCCACCACGUCCCCACCAUCGCCCGCGCCAUCCGACGGUAUAACCGGCUUUGGAUGCCGCUGAUUUCGGAGCUCACGCAGGCGGCACCGCCUUCGGCCCCUCCGAUGCUCCUCCCUCCUUCAUAUGUUCACUGGGUGUGGCACUGCCACUGCCUAGACCCGGCGGGGAGCUAUCUCGAAUACUGCAUCUCAAGAUUCGGGGCUUUGAUUGAUCGGUCGCUGAUCAUCGACGACGAAAAUGAGGAGUACGCAUACUACAGAUGCCGGGAGAUCUGGGCAGCACGGUAUCCUUCUGAGCAAUUCGAUUUCGACGUCGACGAAGCUGCCGAAUACGAGGAAGCAGUCGGCGCCGAAGAGAGCGGCAGUGACCUUUUUGCGGUGGUGCAGAGGUAUCGCUUGCUCCCUUCCUUCUUCUCCGACCCCUUUGUUUCGGAGACCGUUUACCUAGUGGCAGCGCAGCGGAGAUACUUCUGCUUGCCUGACUUGAGCCCACAAAAAGAGUGUACACUGGCAACAGAAGAUUCCUCGGACUGGCUGUACACCUUCCAGGUUGCAUAUACUCCAUUGUUCAACAACUUCUGA